ACUGAAUCUAUGAAGAAAUUAGUUUUGAUUCGUCACGGAGAAAGCAUCUUAAAUAAAACAAAUUAAUUUGGUGGAUGGUUGGAUGUGGAUUUAUCAACUAAAGGAAUCAAGGAGGCUUAGAAUGCAGCAAUUUUAUUAUAAUAAAAUAAUCAUAACUUCCAUGCAAUUCACACCUCAUGUUUAAAAAGAUCCAUCAAAUCAGCAAAUAUCAUGUUGGAAACCAUGAAUUCUCUCUGGGUUUCUUAAAAAAGUAGUUGGCGUUUAAAUGAAAGACAUUAUGGAAUUCUUUAAGGCAUGAACAAAAAAGAUGCUUCAUUAAAAUAUGGAGAGGAAUAAAUCAAAUAAUGGAGAAGAUCAUAUUCAUAAAGACCUCCUCCAUCUGUAGAUGGUAAAAGUGAAAGUCUUGAAGAUGUAACAAUCAGAGUCAGAUCAUACUGGGAAGAUUGCAUUGCAAAAGAUGUCAUUUAAAAUAAGUAGGUUCUUGUAGUUGCUCAUAGCAAUUCAUUACGAGCUUUAUUGUGUAUAAUAAAAAAGCUAUCUGAAUAAUGUAAAUCAUCUUUCUUAUAAUAGAAUUGCUAUAAUUAAAUAUUCCUACUGCUACUCCUUUGAUUCUUUUAUUUAAUGAUAGACUGCAAUACUAAGAUGAAUAUUAUUUAGGAAAUUAAGAAUUAAUCAAGUAGAAAAUUAAAUAAGUGGCAGAUCAAGGCUCUCUCAAAUCUAAAUGAUAUUAAAAUGAC
Messenger RNA from Paramecium sonneborni, 737 nucleotides. NCBI's taxonomy places the organism in Eukaryota, Ciliophora, Oligohymenophorea, Peniculida, Parameciidae. The record is from the annotation of a GenBank genome assembly.